AUGCCACACUCAGUCGCCUCAGAAGGCUCUCCGGCUUCCCACAAGGACAAUGAAGUGCUUCCAGAUGCUCCUCCCGCCACCGAUGCUCCCAAUGGCGACCAGAAGAACGAAGGCGCUGCCGCCGAAAAGACGACAGCCGGCGUAAAGCUUGAAGACCUAUUCGAUGACGACGAUGACGACGACAACGAGUUUCCAGCCUCGAGCGCACCCGUUGAAACCAAGACUGAAGAAGCGCCAGGACCAGCGCCUGUCCAGGUCGAUACAGAAACUAUGCUCGCAUUCUAUCAACGCUUGUUCCCGUUCCGCUACCUAUUUCAAUGGCUUAAUCAUGGAAUUGUUCCAUCUCCUGACUUCGGAAACCGAGAGUUUGCUUUGACGCUGCAGAACGAUGCUUACCUUCGAUAUCAAUCAUACCCAACCGCGGAUCUGUUCCGAAAAGAUAUUCUUAAGAUGAACCCCUCCCGUUUCGAAAUUGGACCCGUAUACAACAGGAACCCGCGAGACAGGAAGACAUUGGGCGCUGGCCAACUGAAACCCCUGGCCAAAGAACUCGUGUUCGAUAUCGAUUUAACAGAUUAUGAUGAUAUCCGUACCUGCUGUACAAAGGCGAACAUUUGCGAGAAGUGUUGGGCGUUUGUGACAAUGGCUAUCAAAGUCGUUGACACCGCUCUCCGGCAAGACUUUGGUUUUCAACAUAUCUUAUGGGUCUACUCAGGACGUCGUGGAGCUCACGCCUGGGUCUGUGAUCCCCGCGCGCGAACUCUUCCCGACGACCGCCGCCGGGGCAUCGCGGGCUACCUCGACCUCAUUCGAGGAGGCACAAGCAGCGGCAAACGCGUCAAUCUCAAACGACCUCUCCAUCCUCAUAUGAACCGCAGUCUCGAGAUCCUAAAACCCUACUUUGCACAAACAACGCUAGUAGACCAAGACACCUUCGCCAGUACAGAGCAAGCGCAACGCCUUCUCUCUCUCCUCCCCGACAAGGGACUCAACGACUCCCUGCGCCGGAAAUGGGAAUCAGCACCCGACCGCUCAAGCACAAACAAGUGGGCCGACAUCGAUGCCCUCGCAAAGACCGGCAAAAGCUCAACCCUCAACCCCGCAACCCUGCGCGACGCCAAACAGGACAUCGUCCUCGAAUACACAUAUCCACGCCUCGAUUCCGAGGUCAGCAAGAAGAUGAUCCAUUUGCUAAAGAGCCCCUUCGUUAUUCACCCCGGAACUGGCCGUGUCUGUGUCCCCAUCGACAUUCGUAACAUCGAGCGCUUCGACCCUCUUUCUGCACCUACCGUCACACAACUACUUUCCGAGAUCGACUCCUGGGAUGCGGAUCAUCCUAGCAAUGGUGCCGCGGAGGUUCCAGAAGGCGAAGGGAGCGUUCCAAACGCUUCUGAUGCAGGAGGCUCCCGCAAGCUUCAGGAUUAUGAGAAGACGAGCCUGAAGCCGUACAUCGACUACUUCCGUUCGUUCAUUGCUAGUCUUAACCAGGAGGAGCGCGACGGGAAGCGAGAGCGCAACGAGCAGACCGCGCCGGAGGUCAAGUCUGAGAGUAUGGAGUUCUGA
This is a messenger RNA of Aspergillus mulundensis, 1563 nucleotides long. Its product is annotated as DNA primase subunit PRI1. The record is from RefSeq and is a predicted model, not a curated record. Gene Ontology annotation, biological process: DNA replication, synthesis of primer. Gene Ontology annotation, cellular component: alpha DNA polymerase:primase complex. The transcript is spliced from 3 exons. Lineage: Eukaryota; Fungi; Ascomycota; Eurotiomycetes; Eurotiales; Aspergillaceae. Bases 1 to 1563 code for a protein of 520 amino acids.